This is a messenger RNA of Lineus longissimus, 3566 nucleotides long. RefSeq names its product xaa-Pro aminopeptidase 1-like. Bases 115 to 2202 code for a protein of 695 amino acids. Gene Ontology annotation, molecular function: metalloaminopeptidase activity. The transcript is spliced from 20 exons. Lineage: Eukaryota; Metazoa; Nemertea; Pilidiophora; Heteronemertea; Lineidae. The record is from RefSeq and is a predicted model, not a curated record.
GCCGAUAGUCGAAGCGUCCGAUAGACACAACGCGAUUGGGGAACGGCCGGAGUAGACCUAACGCGUCGGAUUUGUUCUUGAGGAAGGUAUUACUUUCUGGAGAGAGGAAGGAACAUGGAGAAGUUUGUUCUGCUGCCAGUUUUGCUCCUGGGUGUCAUUUGCUGUGCUCCACUGACUGAAGGAGCUGGACCGUCCCCUCAAGAUAGAGAUGUCUGCAAAAGUGGAGCGACUGCCUCUCCACUGAGAGUGGACACCACCCAGAGGCUGAAAGACCUCCGCGCCGCCAUGAUCAACAGUGCAUAUGUCGGUACUGACCUUUUAAAAGGAUACAUCGUACCUUCAGAGGACGCUCAUCAGAGUGAAUACACGAGUGAUUUUGACGCAAGGAGAGAAUAUAUUUGUGGUCUCUCGGGCUCUGCGGGUACAGCUGCCAUAACCACCACCCAGGCUGCAGCAUGGACAGAUGGGAGAUAUUUCUUGCAGGCAGACGAUGAGCUGGAUUGCAACUGGAUACUAAUGAAGCAAGGUUUAACUGGUGUCCCCUCCAUCACCGAUUGGUUUGGCAGUGUACUCUCCAGCGGAGACAAAGUGGGCAUCGACCCAACCCUCGUCGGUAUAAGCAGGUUCCAGAGUUAUGAGGAGAAGCUGCAGAAAUAUGGCAUCAUCCUUGUUCCACUGGAGAAAAACCUUAUCGACGUCAUUUGGACCACAGGGAGGCCCGCAAAACAGAAAACAACGAUGCUUGUUUUGAAAAUGGAAUUCGCAGGUAAAACAUGGCAAGAUAAGGUGAAAGACGUCAGAAAGAAGAUGACAGAAAAAUCAACCGAUGCUGUGAUAGUGACUGCACUAGAUGAUGUGGCGUGGUUGUUCAACAUGCGAGGUUCAGAUGUGCCGUACAACCCUGUUUUUAACUCCUACGCUGUUAUUACAAGUGAUAAAAUACACUUGUUCAUAGAAAACCCGAGUUAUAAGCUAGUCCAAAAUGUAGUUACGCACCUUGGUACGAAAGCAGAUGGAAGUUGUGAUGUUGGGGUAGCAACUGACUGUGUACAGGUUCACGAAUACACCACAACACUCGAGACCCUCAAGUCUUUCAACAGUGACUCCAGCUUGAACAAGAUUUGGAUAAGUCCAUCGUCAAGCUACGCCAUCUACAAUGCUAUCAACUCGACAAAGCGUGUGAUGGACUAUACUCCAAUCGACUCGAUGAAAACGGUGAAGAAUCCAAUAGAACGAGAUGGGAUGAGGAGAGCUCAUUUGAAAGAUGCAGUGGCUUUGAUCGACUUUGUUCAAAUGUUGGAGAAGUCCGUUCAGAAUGGUGACUACUGGACAGAGCUGUCGGCUGAGGCAACGUUGGAGGGCUACAGAAGGGCCCAGAAAGACAACAUGGGUCUAAGCUUCCACGCGAUCUCAGCGUUUGGUUCAAAUGGUGCUGUGAUUCACUACGAGUCUUCCAAUGCUACGAACAAACAGAUUACAACCGGUGGAGUAUAUCUCCUGGACUCAGGUGGCCAGUAUUUAGAUGGCACAACUGAUGUAACACGUACAUUCCAUUUUGGGACUCCAAAUGAUUUUGAAAAGGAAGCGUACACCCGCGUCCUCAUGGGCGCCAUCGAAUUAGCCUCUGCAGUCUGGUCGGCUGGUGUAUUCGGCCGCGGGAUCUCUGCACUCGCGCGAAGCGCUCUCUGGCGUGUGGGACUGGACUAUAGGCAUGGUACUGGCCAUGGCAUCGGCAUGUUCCUCAACGUACAUGAAGGUCCAGCGAGCCUCUCCACAGCUUACAGAAAACACGAUAAAACUCUUGAAGAAGGAAUGUUCUUCUCAGACGAACCAGGUUACUAUGAAGCUGGGAAGUUUGGCGUCCGAUUAGAAACGAUCGUCAUGGUUGCAAAGGCAGAGACUCCGUACAACUUUGGUGGAAGGGGUUACCUCAUGUUCGAGCCCAUCUCUCUUGUUCCAUUUGAGAAAAACCUCAUCAAUUUGGAUCUCAUGACUGUGCAACAGAAAGGGUGGUUGAACAACUUCCAUAAACGAUGCCUUGAAGUAACUGGAGCAGAGCUGAAACGCCAGGGGAAGACUGAUGCUUACAAGUGGCUCCAGUCGAGGACAAAACCCAUUCCAGAAUAUGUCAGCUCAUCCAAUUGUAUCAAUGCGUCCGUCCUGCUAUCGCUGCUGUCCUUCGUUUACGCAAGGCUUUUAUAAUUGACCAGGUGUGGAAUAUGGAAAGAGGUAUCGUGGGGCCCGAACCCAACAUGGUUUUGAGGGAAAACGAGUUAAAUCAAAGCCCUUCGUCAUACCAGAUUGAACAUUUGAAUUUGUCCAAAGGUGUAGAUCGUCUGUUUUGGCGUUUACCCCACGGUAUCCUUUGCUAUUUUGAAUUCCACUCCCCGAUAUCGACGAUGAUCGUUUUGUCAAAACUAUGAAGUCAACUGAUUUGUACUUACAUCCAGGACAUGUAGAACACCCGGAGAUUAAUCAGAGAGCGAACGACAUCGCUGCCCAAUUCUGUAUAUACACAUAUACAAUAUGUAGCACGUUGCUAGCAGCAUCGAAUUGUACACUCAUAAAAUAAAAAUAAAAUUCAGCGAAAUCAAACACUCUUAUAGGGUUUUUCGACACAACACAUAUAUGCACCGGAGAGUUUUUCAGCGAGAAAUGAAAAACAAAACUACCAGCUAGAGUUGUUUUUUUUAGUCCAGAACCAACGGGGAUUUUUAUUAUGCCAAAAAGACAGUAGGCCUAUGGGCUGCUCAUUAACGCUGGUCGAAAACCUGACACAGUUUUACUUAUGUGGACUCUGUUGCAACGACCGACUCGGUCGCGUUUUCACAACCCAGAAAUGGAACAUUCUGUCUUGAUAUUUAUCGAGCGCAUUAAAACAUCAUCUUUGGGUGAAACUUAUCAGUCUUUGUCCAAAUGAUCGCAAAAACUUUUUGGCAACCUUGUGUAUCCCUGUUUAGUUUGUAAUAGAAUGUUCCACAGGGAAAAUACUUCCCAACAGCUCGACAAGCAGUCAUCUACUUUUCUUAAUUGCCGCGGAUAGAUACGGCCCAUCCAACUGUUACAUCAUAGCUUAUGUCGUAAACCGAUUGACAAAUUAAAAUUCAGAUGGAAAUUCAAAGCAGCGUGGUUACAAUGUUUUAUUUCUAAGCCUCGUUUCGACCACAGAGGUUGGCGAGACAACCAAAACCUCUUUGGGUGGUGUGAAAUGUGCCAAAAGCAGAUUUUCGGUAGAUUCUUCCUCGCAUGUAUCAAAUUUGAGGUGCUUUGUUAUGGAAAUAGAUAUCUCAUUGGAGGUAUUUUUUGUCUCACCAAACACCUUGUCCCAAACAUAUUGCUUGCUGUUUGGUGUCCGUUCACAUUUUUGCUUCAACUUACCAAUGUUUGUUGAGACGGCCACUACGUACCUCCAGUUUGCUACAUGUAGCAAUUGCUUCUUAAACUCCAUACUAAGAGAUGAUAAACACGGUUUUCCAUCUUUCUGAGCAUAGGCCUACGAAUUAAUUUUUUGUGAUUAAAUUUCCGAUCUCAUUAAAAAUCUUCAAUGAAUAAAUAAAAACGCAAAA